Molecule: messenger RNA, 1997 nt
Organism: Monopterus albus (swamp eel)
Lineage: Eukaryota; Metazoa; Chordata; Actinopteri; Synbranchiformes; Synbranchidae
Gene: isg20
Product: interferon stimulated exonuclease gene
Exons: 4
Coding region: 159-1169 (336 amino acids)
Cellular component (GO): nucleus
Molecular function (GO): 3'-5'-RNA exonuclease activity; nucleic acid binding
Source: RefSeq, a predicted model, not a curated record
AGAGUUUUAGUAACAUUCAUAAAUGAUAUGUAUGUUUCUUGGCAAAAUUAUUACACGAUAUUUUCUUGAAGAAAUAAUGUUCAAUGCCUUUGACGUGACUAUUCCGCUAGCUAAACAAAUGACUGCAAGGCCAGUUUUUCUGGUUGGUGAAGGCAGACAUGUCGAAAAGGAAUAAAGCCUCCUCGUGGGGGCUUCUCAACUACCGCUAUUUGUGCAAAAAAGUAAUGAUGCUUCGCGCUAUGGAGAGUGCCAGAGCUAGGAAGAAACACCAGAAGAUAAUCAUCUGCAACAUGAAGAGGAAACAAACAGACGUGCACAAUGAACCACUGGAUAAACUGGUCAAAACAACACCAAGCAUUGCAUUGCAAGAAGGUCACAGCACUAACUCUGAAAACAAAAGCACUAAUGCGUCUAAACCUGGACUCUCUGUGUUUGUACCUAAGACUUCUGAGCACCUCACAGACAGCUGGGAGGUGGAUAGUGGUUUCUCCUCUGAGGCCAGUCCUCCAGCCAGUGGGCGAAGUUCCCCGUGCCUCACCUCAUGCCCGACCACUGUGGUGGCAUUGGACUGUGAGAUGGUGGGCACUGGGCCUGGUGGGCGCUGCAGCGAGCUGGCCCGCUGCAGCAUCCUGGACUAUCAUGGAAACGUCCUGUAUGAUAAAUACGUCCGACCGUGUCAGCCUGUCACCGACUACAGGACACGCUGGAGUGGCAUCCAGAGGCAUCAUCUGCACAAUGCUAUGCCCUUCAUUCAGGCCAGGGAGGAGAUCCUCGGUAUACUUGAGGGUAAAGUGGUUGUGGGUCACUCCAUCUACAAUGACUUUGAGGCACUGGAUAUUUCCCAUCCGUGUCACAUGGUCAGGGACACGAGUACAACGCGCCUCCUUGGCCGGUUGGCUGGUUUCGCCCGAGAGCGCUGCCCCUCCCUUAGACUCUUGGCCAGUAAGCUGCUGAACAGGAAGAUACAGGUCGGAAGGAGGGGGCACUGUUCGGUGGAGGACGCUCAGGCUGCCCUCGACCUCUAUAAGCUGGUGGAGGGUGAGUGGGAGCAGGAACUGCAGAACAAGCUGAGGGACGACGAUGCUCCACAUGUGCCCAGCUUUGCCUCCUCAAUCCACUACAUGCAGGACGAGUACUGGCCGGAUGAUGUCACAGCUGACAGCCAAUGAGAGGGGAGUAUUUAUGACUCCUGUAGGGGGAAUUUCACAUGGAUGUAUUAUGAGAGUUGGAUACAGCGCCACCACUCAACAGAAAAAUCCUCCUGGUGUUCAAAAAGCAUUUUCUCCAUAGACCACAGUGAUAAUCUAGACGUCUGUGAAACUGCUGACAGAACACGUUGAACUGCAAUCCAGGCAGUUAUCGUUCUUUGUAUAAUAAAUUUUUAAUCAUGGAGGUUUUAUAUUUCUAAAACCUUUCCAGAGGCUUUUUUUUAUAGCGUCUAUGGGCCAAGCGCACAGGCUGGGGCAGUGGGAGAUGCCCUACUAUGCAUGUGCAGUAUGUCAGGCAAGUGAUUUUCACUGGGAAGAAUAGGCUCUCAUAAUACAUCCAUGGAAAAGUUCUGAUUAUGUGCUGAGUCCUUACCAACUUGAUUAUGUUUGGUGCUCAACGUUUAUGGAUACCUGAUGUGCAGAGCUCCGCGUUCUCUAAAAGUUCCUUCUCUUACCUGAAACGUUAAAUGUAACUGUUAGCACAGGAGACUGACAUUAGGCCACAUGCACAGCUGCACUGGAAAACAACUGUAUCUUUCAGUUAAAUGUUUUUCUCUUUAACAUUAAAAUUCUGAAGUGGCUGCUAUGUUAUACUAAAAUGCGCUAUAAGCGGCAGCUCUUAAGAUGUAUUUCACUGUCUACAAGGAAGAACAUUUUAAACAAGUUCACUAGGGACAGCAAGUUUAAACUGGUGCAACUGCCUCCAUGUGUAUACCUGUGUACCUUGAGUGUUGAGUUGUAAUGCUGGUAUUUUAUUACCUCUUGUAUGUCUUAAUAAAAUUACAUCAU